Messenger RNA from Indicator indicator, 660 nucleotides. RefSeq names its product histone H1.01. Gene Ontology annotation, molecular function: structural constituent of chromatin; DNA binding. Gene Ontology annotation, cellular component: nucleosome. NCBI's taxonomy places the organism in Eukaryota, Metazoa, Chordata, Aves, Piciformes, Indicatoridae. Bases 1 to 660 code for a protein of 219 amino acids. Gene Ontology annotation, biological process: nucleosome assembly. The record is from RefSeq and is a predicted model, not a curated record. The transcript has a single exon.
AUGUCCGAGACUGCUCCCGCCGCCGCCCCCGAUGCGCCCGCGCCUGGUGCUAAGGCCGCCGCCAAGAAGCCGAAGAAGGCGGCGGGCGGCUCCAAAGCCCGCAAGCCCGCGGGCCCCAGCGUCACCGAGCUGAUCACCAAGGCCGUAUCCGCCUCUAAGGAGCGCAAGGGGCUCUCCCUCGCCGCUCUCAAGAAGGCGCUGGCCGCCGGCGGUUACGAUGUGGAAAAGAAUAACAGCCGUAUCAAGCUGGGACUCAAGAGUCUAGUCAACAAGGGCACCCUGGUGCAGACUAAGGGCACCGGCGCCUCCGGCUCUUUUCGCCUCAAUAAGAAGCCAGGAGAAGUGAAGGAAAAAGCUCCCAAGAAGCGUACGGCUGCGGCCAAGCCCAAGAAGCCAGCGGCUAAGAAGCCUGCCAGUGCUGCCAAGAAGCCCAAGAAAGCGGCAGCUGUGAAGAAGAGCCCUAAAAAGGCCAAGAAGCCGGCGGCUGCCGCAGCUAAGAAAGCGGUCAAGAGCCCAAAGAAAGCGGCUAAGGCAGGCCGCCCCAAGAAAGCAGCAAAGAGCCCUGCCAAGGCAAAAGCGGUGAAGCCUAAAGCAGCCAAGCCCAAGGCGGCUAAGCCCAAAGCAGCCAAGGCGAAGAAAGCAGCGGCCAAAAAGAAGUAA